Messenger RNA from Camelina sativa (false flax), 1175 nucleotides. Its product is annotated as peptidyl-tRNA hydrolase, chloroplastic. The record is from RefSeq and is a predicted model, not a curated record. Gene Ontology annotation, molecular function: peptidyl-tRNA hydrolase activity. Lineage: Eukaryota; Viridiplantae; Streptophyta; Magnoliopsida; Brassicales; Brassicaceae.
CCCUUAACUUUGGGGUCUUUUAAAUUCUAGUCCCUUCACUUAGCUUUUCGCUUCUUUAAUUUUUUUGUUUGGUCGACGACACCGACAGAAUCCAAUUUGGGGAUAAACUAUAAACCCUAAAUCCCAGAAGGAAAGAUGAAAGCUGCAGCUUUUCCCGCUAGAAUCGCAAAUCUCAGCUACCCUUACGGCUGUUGCGCACAAUUCUUUCGAUCGCCGGCGACGUUUUUGUCUCCGGCAUUACCUUACUCGAGAACAGCUCCUUGUCGGAAGCUAGCGAGAGGAAUAAGAGGUGUUGGAGGCUUGAUGUCCCAGUCUUUGUUAUCAUCUUCACAGUCAUUGUCCUCCCAACCGGAAUCAGAGUUGCUUCAAGCUUUACCUUCUUCGAAGCCAAAGCCUCCGCCACCACAGCUGCCAUGGCUCGUUGUGGGUUUGGGUAAUCCCGGGAAGAAGUACCAGGGCACUCGCCAUAACGUUGGUUUUGAGAUGGUUGAUGCUUUGGCUGAUGCUGAAGGGAUAUCUAUGAACACCGUUAACUUCAAGGCCUUGUUUGGGAAAGGUGUUAUUGGUAAUAUACCAAUUAUGCUAGCUAAACCUCAAACUUUCAUGAACCUAAGUGGUGAGUCUGUUGGACAAAUUGUUUCCUUUUACAAGAUCCCGCUAAAGCAAGUCCUUGUGAUAUACGAUGAUUUAGAUUUGCCCUUUGGUAAACUACGUUUAUUGCCAAAAGGUGGUCACGGAGGGCACAAUGGGAUGAGAAGCAUUAUAGAUCGCCUCAAAGGUAGCCGUGAUUUUCCUCGUCUAAGAAUAGGGAUCGGACGGCCUCCAGGGAAGAUGGAUACAGCCAACUUUGUUCUUCGCCAGUUCAGUAGACAAGAACAGGGAGAGCUGGAUUAUACAUUUCAAACCGGGAUAGAAGCAAUAAGGAUUCUUUUGCUCGAGGGGAUCAACAAAAGUGCAACUUUUGUCAACACUCAAAAAUCUAUGGAGCAACUUAGCUAAAAAAGACAUUGUUUACAUUCAUUACAUACAACAACUGCAGAGUCGAUUCAUUAUUAAUAUACACUUUCGUUCCAUACAUAUUGUUGAAUCCUUUUUGAGCAAAUUGUAUAUUAGAAGAAAACCAGAUUAUUCAUUUAUCAUAAUUGCUCUUGAUUUUAAUAAAAGCUUAUGCAACU